Fonticula alba is the source of this 2192-nucleotide messenger RNA. RefSeq lists its product as hypothetical. Gene Ontology annotation, biological process: proteolysis. The transcript has 7 exons. The record is from RefSeq and is a predicted model, not a curated record. NCBI's taxonomy places the organism in Eukaryota, Rotosphaerida, Fonticulaceae. Gene Ontology annotation, molecular function: metalloendopeptidase activity. Bases 1 to 1812 code for a protein of 603 amino acids.
AUGGGCUGGGGGGCCAGAUCCCACGUGGCAGAUCUGUUUUUCCGCGAUCCGGAGCAGGACACCGCCAGCAGCCCGGUCCUGGGCCGGCUGAAUGCCGUGCCCACCUUCCUGGCCCUGCGUCCGGCCUUCGCCCUUGAGGAUGACAUGGAGCCGGAGGCCGUGGGGGUCAGCUCGGGCAGCUCGCUGGCCUUGCGGGCACCGGCAUACCGGCCGGCCGCGGGCGCCGGCGCCGGGGCCGCCACCACCGACAACCCCCCGGUGUCGGAGGGGCAUCCACGCUUCCCUCAUGUGGUGGUAGGCAUGUUUUCUGGCUCCUCGGUGUCGGCGGCCGACGCGGCCGAGGGCGCCCACAUGGCCGAGGCCAUCGGCGUGCGGGGAAUCAAGGCGGUGCCGGCGCCAUGGCCGUCCGGCGGCAGCGACACCGGCGAGGGGGCCCCGCCAUCGGGCACCUGCCCGGAUCCGAUCAUCCCCCCGCUGGAGGAUGAGGCCAAGGCGGUUCCCCCGGAGGCCCGGCUCUUCCGCGACAGGCCGCCAGUCCGCGACAUGUUUGCCACGCCUGUGACCGGCGAAAACCCCCUGGACGAGGGCGCGCUACAUGGCCAAGCCGCCGCGUCGCCCGUGGUGGAGGUGCUGGCCGUGGUGGACGGCUUCUUCAAUCAGAAGCUCGCCGGCCAGGGGCUCUCGGCCACGGAGAUCACUGCCUUCGCCAACUCCCUGCUGUACUUGGCCAACAACGUGUACAAGGUGACGGAUUUCGGCUCGCGCGGCAGCCCGCGCCUGGUGAUCACCAACAUCGUGUCCUACGCCAACCCCGGCCAGGUGCCCUUCUCGGUGAGCAGCGACUCCAACACCACGCUGGAGCACUUCAACAACUUCCAGAUGAACAACUUCCGGUCCAAGUACCACUUCGAUGUGGCGGCCCUGCUGACCGGACAGCGCUUCACCAACAAUGUCUCCGGUCUGGCUUACAUCGGCACCUCCUGUCGGGCGUCCUUCGCCUCAUCGGUCAACAAUGCGCUGAGUUUCCUGGCCGGUCUGACUGUGGCCCAUGAGAUCGGCCACAACCUGGGCUCCGACCACGAUGGCUCCGGCAACAAUUGCAACAACUACAAGUGGGUGAUGUCCCCUUCGCCUGGUGGCGGUCUCCUGAUGCCGGCGCACUUCUCCACCUGCACCGUGUCCAGCAUCAACAGAAACAUUGCCUCCACCUCCUGCCAUCAGGACAACCUGAGCUCCAACCCCCCGGCGGAUCUCCCCUGCGACCCGAAGUCCGCCUCCAAUGGCAAGCCCCUUUGCCUGACGCCGCUAAAGCAGUGCAUCCUCCUGGGCUACGAUGGCUACUGUGACUCGUAUUCGUCGUCCUGCAAGCUCACCUGCUUGGAGAAAUCCUCGGGCUCUUGCUGGUCGUACGGCGACCCGAUGAUCGACGGGACCAUCUGUGCCCCGAGCAAGCACUGCAUCAGUGGCACCUGUCUGAACUCCAGCGACGGUGGCAUCCCUCCCGGCGGUGAGUCGUCCAAUGGUGGCACUCCUCCCGCCAGUGGAUCUGGUAGCAAUGGGAGCGCCGUCCCCCCGGAAGGUUCCAACGGUGGCUCCAACGGUGGCUCCAACGGUGGCUCCAACGGUGGCUCCAACGGUGGCUCCAACGGUGGCUCCAACGGUGGUUCCAACGGCUCUAACGGCGGUCCCAUCGAGGCCUCGAGCUCCUCCUCCGAUGCCUUCUCUGUCUUGGCGUUUGCCCGGUCAUCCUGGGGCUCGGGCGCCGUGGCCGCGGUUGCCUGCGCCGCUGGUAUCCUUGUGUCUCUGGCCUGAGCCAGGCGAGGUCUCUCCUAUGCCUGGCUAGUCUGGUCUUCACGAGCAGGGCGAGGUGAAUGUGCGCAUGCGGGGGGGUUGUGUGCUGCCAGCAUCUGGCAGCCCCCCCCCCCCUUCCCUUCCCUCACCCAAGGCGUGAGCUGCCAUGUCAGGUCCCAUACGCGCGCGCACGGCAUCGUGUGCAUGGAGUGAGAUGUGGCCAUCCAGGAUCGCGCUCUGUAUUUGUGCGUGCGCGCGCGCCAUCAGUCAUAAGCACGCACCACAUGCACACAUACACGGCACCACACGCACUUCAUGCGCUGCGCCCCUUGCGCGAGAGGUGUCCGGGAAAAAAAGGAGCAAAAAUCAUGACAAAAGCAAAUACAAAACAUGUCCCCCGA